GCCAAACAACUAAACACUAAAUACACUGUAUUUUCAAUGAAUACUGUAUUUAACUGUUUGUAUAGAAAGACAAAAACAUAUUUCAUUUCAUUUCAUACACUAAUCAGCCGUUCAUUCAAUACAUCAGUAUUUGUCGACUGAAUCCUAAUUUGUUGAUCAAAAAUACAAAUUGUCUUUAAAUCGAUAAACAAUUUAAUUAUUGGUUACAAAUAAUGUCUGCAAUCAUUGAAAAGGCGAUCACUAGGGCUCGGAUGGCAUUCAUCCGAAACACGACCAAAGGUAUCGACUUUCGUGUCUCGCAAUUGAAUGCAUUGUAUAAAUGUGUGGACGAAAACGCCGACGCCUUCAUCAAUGCUCUCCGAAACGAUUUCAGAAAACCACCGAUGGAGACAGUGAUCGCCGAAUUGGAUUUCGUCAAGAAUGACAUUAAAGACCAGUUAAUGCAUAUCAAAGAGUAUAUGAAACCGGAGUACGUGUCGAAGAGUCUGGCGGUGAUGAUGGACACGGCGUACAUCCAUAAAGAGCCGUUUGGUUUGGCGCUGAUAAUCGGUGCGUGGAACUACCCUGUUCAAUUGACUCUAUGCCCACUCGUCGGUGCCAUCGCUGCCGGCAAUUGCGCUAUCAUUAAGCCGUCGGAAAUCGCUGACAACACGGCCACCACUUUAGCCGAAUUGAUUCCCCGAUAUCUGGACAAUGAGUGCUAUCACGUGAUCACUGGAGGACCCGAAGCCACGCAAGAACUACUGAAAGAGAGAUUUGAUUAUAUAUUCUUCACGGGUUCGACACAAAUCGGACGCCUCGUGAACGAAGCGGCGGCCAAACAUCUGACACCCAUUACCUUAGAAUUGGGCGGAAAGAGUCCGCUAUAUAUUGAUGAUUCGGUACCAAACCUGGAGAUUGCGUGCAGACGGCUGUUGUGGGGGAAACUGAUAAACGCUGGCCAGACGUGUGUCGCACCCGACUAUGUGUUGUGUUCGCCGAAAGUGCAAAAAUCAUUGAUAGAAAGCGCACAGAAGAUCAUCAAAGAGUUCUACGGCGAGGACCCGAAAAAGUCGCCCGAUUUGUGUCGAAUCGUUAAUAAGAGACACUUUGAAAGAAUCACCAAAUUAUUGAAUUCUGGCGGAAAGGCUGUCGUCGGCGGACAGACAGACCCCUCCGACAACUAUAUCGCGCCCACUAUUCUGGUCGACGUCUCGCCUAACGAUCCCAUAAUGAAUGAGGAAAUCUUUGGACCAAUUCUUCCGAUUAUAAACGUUGGGUCAGAAGACGAAGCCAUCGAUUUCAUCAAAAAAGGCGAAAAACCGUUGUCUUUGUAUAUUUUUACAAACAGACAAAAAACUGUCGAUAAGUUUGUAAACCAGACAUCGAGUGGAUCUAUUUGUGGAAACGAUAGCGUUAUUCAUCUCACGAUCGAUACGUUACCGUUUGGAGGGAUCGGGGCUUCAGGUAUGGGUCGAUAUCACGGAAAGUUCUCUUUCGAUACCUUCUCACACAAGAAGGCGGUUGUGAUUCGCGGAUAUAAUCCCGUUCUGGAAGCGAUCGGAUCUAAACGCUAUCCGCCUUAUAGUGAGAGUAAACAGCGAUUUAUGUCCCUAUUAUUGGCCAAAAGGCGUGACUUUACGCCCAAUAAUUUGUCCCAAUAUUUUAUGUACGCUUUGGGUGUCGUAACUGUCCUCGGCUUUCAGGCCCUCUACUGAUUGGCACAACUAUUUGAUUGCAUAUAUUUUGCACUUAAAUAUUCAGUUCAAACAUUGAGUUGUUUUAAAGAUUUGAUAUAUACUUUGCAAUUAAGGCAC
Molecule: messenger RNA, 1796 nt
Organism: Medioppia subpectinata
Lineage: Eukaryota; Metazoa; Arthropoda; Arachnida; Sarcoptiformes; Oppiidae
Source: the annotation of a GenBank genome assembly